AUGCGCUACGGCAACUGGGAUGUGCUCCUGUUUCCAGAGCUCUCCAGGGUUCCCAUCCAGGAGUUUAAGACUCAAUGCUUCGUGGCUAAGGAUGUGGACUCUCCUAAUCUGCACAGAACUGCAUACCAGAGCCCUCAUUCUUACUACCCUGGUUCUGACCAUUGCAACCAGCUUCCUGUUCUGACAACAUUCAUCCCGAGUCUGCCUGUUGACAAUCGUUUCCGAAUUUCGGUGCAUAGCUGGGAGAAGCCCCGCCCUAGUCUCUCAAUCGAGGCUCAUAUGGAGCCAGAGGAUGUCUUGCUUUUUGAAGCUCGUGUCUAUGUGGAUGGUGAUUUCAUUGCCGGUGCUAUCUUCGGUCAGAGAACCGAUUGGCCGCACAUCAUUGAGCUCACUAAUCAGCUUGACCGAGACGGAAACCCUGACAUGAUGCGCUUCCCUCCCUUUCACUCUGAGGUCCUCGGCCAGAAGUAUUGGGAUAUUAAUGAUAUGAAGGGUCGGAUUAGGGUCGUCAUUGCUGAAGGAUUCUCUCGCCCAAACCGAUCGCCUCCUUUUGAGCGCUACAAGGAUGUCGUCGCGAUGUCUUUUCAACAUGCACCCCUAAAUGUUUUGGAGUUCUCUAGCAUCGCCUGGCCUAACCCUAAGAUGUGGUUGCCAUCGGGCAAUGUACCCCGAUACUUCCCAGGAAAUGGAUAUGGCAACACCAAGAGACCUGGUGAUCCUCAUGGACAUUCUCCAAGCAAGCCUAACUGUAAUACGGUCAACUCUAGCAGCCAGUCCAGCAACAGCAAUGUCGCAACCUUCAACUGCAGCCACCAGCCUGUUCAUCCAUCGAGCUAUGCAUGGACUCCUCACCGAGGGUUCCCUAUUCCCUCCACUCAAUGGACUGACUAUCCACGGGGACCUCGCUGGGAGGGACAAAACACAUACGCUGAGCCUGCUUUGGACAAUUUCGUCGAUGACACUGCUUGGCGUUCACGCGGUGCCCGAUCUUCUCGCGAAGAUAUCCCCAUGCCAGACUACGCCUCUAGCUCCACCAGCAGCCGUGCCAUCUCGAGUAUGACUGACAUCAGCUACGAGCACAGUAAACAGCCCAGCAUGACCGCCGCCAUGGAUGAGGAUCAGUACAACGAAUUGAUCCAGGCUCUCACUCCUACCAAGCUGCCCACCGUGGGCACCCGUGCACCUUCCAACACCCCCUCGUCUAUUGUUCCCGCAAACAAGCCCUCUGCCGCCGCCCAAGCACGCUCUGAUAGCUACAGUCGAGUCACUCGCCGCACCUCUGCCCUGUGUCAGAUCUCGCAGCCCAGCACCCGUGACGUCUCUGGCUCAAGCAUGCCGCCCGUUACCGAGAAGGAUGCCGCCGAGCUGCCAGCCUCCAAGGUUAGAGCUAGUCCCAGUGAGAAGAUCAAAAGCAAGAAGAAAGUCGUGAAGGAUGUCGACGCUGUCACCAGCCAGGACACAACCAAGGAAAAGGAUAUCAUGAAGAAGGUCAAGAUUGCCAUUGACGCCGAGAGAGCUCUUGCGAACCAGGAGAAUGAGGAAUCGAUUACUUGA
Molecule: messenger RNA, 1554 nt
Organism: Penicillium nucicola
Lineage: Eukaryota; Fungi; Ascomycota; Eurotiomycetes; Eurotiales; Aspergillaceae
Exons: 5
Coding region: 1-1554 (517 amino acids)
Source: RefSeq, a predicted model, not a curated record